AUGAGCAAAGAGAGGAUUCAACAACAUGAAAAAAAAUGCCAGAAAGGAAUUAUCACAAGAAAAAAAAGAACUGGUGGAGGGCCACCACCACCCAAACCUUCCGAUACCAGUGAAUGGCUGUGCAGCAUAAUGGGUGAAUCAAUAGUGGGUCUUCCAUCCACACAUGAUUCAGAUUUUAUUUUUGAUAAUAAUACUCCACAGUUGAAUGGUGAAGCAGCUCAACCAAGUGUUGCUCUUUCAAAUAUUGAGGAGGAAAUGUCUAUGGUGUCGUAUACAGAUGGACACAAUGACGGAGUUAUCCAUGAUGUUGCUCAUAUUGUGCCAAUUCAUGAUGUUCCAGAAAAUGAAGAGACUCGGGAGACUGUGAAAUUUGACACGAGCACACCACAUACAAUGCUGCGAAAACCUCUUUCUAAACCAUUAGAUAGAUACCUACAUUUAAACUGUUUUCAGAAUAUUGUCAUUUUGAAAUAUUACGAAAUGAUGUACAAUACUGGACAAGAUAAACUAUACGGGAUAUUACACCUCGUGUUCUUAUCUGGUAGUGUUGUAACUGGUGAAUAA
This is a messenger RNA of Arctia plantaginis, 564 nucleotides long. The record is from the annotation of a GenBank genome assembly. NCBI's taxonomy places the organism in Eukaryota, Metazoa, Arthropoda, Insecta, Lepidoptera, Erebidae.